UUUCUUUUUUUUUUUAAAAAAAUCCCUUUUCCCCGUCCCCCAACGCGAUUCAAUUUCCAACAAUUAUGAAUUGAUAUCAUAAUCUUGUCCUGUGGGGGAGAAGUGGGAAAAUUUCCAGGGACGCCAUGGACAUUGAAACUGUGAAACGAUAUCUAGAAGGGAAAGCAGGCGAUGAAGGCGACGACAGCAGUGGAUCCAAAAAUACGAUGCCAGACAGAUUCUUUGAGCGGUUUUUUGCGGGAUGCCUUAAAAUUGAGCUGAUCGAGCGUGGUCGCGUCAUCUGCUCCAUGAAAGUCCCUCCUCGUCUCCUGAAUUCAGGUAAUUUCUUGCACGGCGGAGCGACGGCGACGCUGGUGGAUCUGGUAGGUUCUGCAGUGAUAUUCACUCUCGGAGCUCCACAGACGGGAGUUUCGGUCGAGAUCAAUGUUUCAUACCUUGACGCUGCUUAUGUUGAUGAGGAGAUAGAGAUUGAAGCCAAAUCGCUGCGUGUCGGUAAGGCUGUUGCUGUCGUGAGCGUCGAACUGAGGAAGAAGAAGACUGGCAAGAUUAUAGCUCAAGGCCGCCAUACCAAAUACCUAGCUAUCACUAGUAAGCUCUGAAGGGUCUCUCUGGUUUUAAUGGCUUCUUUCUCUAUACUUUUUUUUUUUACCGUCAAUGGCCUUUUUUUUUACAAUAAUUCAUCACAUUAGUGUAUAAUGAAUUAAAAUGCUCGUCUUUAAACGAAAAUUCGAAAUAAAAAUAAACAUAUAUUUUA
Molecule: messenger RNA, 754 nt
Organism: Tarenaya hassleriana
Lineage: Eukaryota; Viridiplantae; Streptophyta; Magnoliopsida; Brassicales; Cleomaceae
Product: acyl-coenzyme A thioesterase 13
Exons: 3
Coding region: 126-599 (157 amino acids)
Molecular function (GO): fatty acyl-CoA hydrolase activity
Source: RefSeq, a predicted model, not a curated record